Messenger RNA from Uloborus diversus, 6001 nucleotides. RefSeq names its product vascular endothelial growth factor receptor 1-like. Lineage: Eukaryota; Metazoa; Arthropoda; Arachnida; Araneae; Uloboridae. Gene Ontology annotation, cellular component: signaling receptor complex. Gene Ontology annotation, molecular function: ATP binding; transmembrane receptor protein tyrosine kinase activity. The coding region runs from base 181 to 4401 and encodes 1406 amino acids. The transcript is spliced from 23 exons. The record is from RefSeq and is a predicted model, not a curated record. Gene Ontology annotation, biological process: cell surface receptor protein tyrosine kinase signaling pathway; protein phosphorylation; multicellular organism development.
UCAGUCAGAACGGUGGCUGGGUAUUGCAGUUUCGUUCUUCUUUUCCGCCGUGGUCUCUGAUGUAAACAAUAGGAACAAUGUGUCGUGCGAAAGGAAACGAGAAACACGAUGAGCGGGUGUACGUGAAAAAAUAAUUGAAGAAAUUCAGAAAUUGCACUUUUGUGGUGGAGGCACUCGAAAAUGUCGCGGACUAAAAAAUUACAUUUCUUGUUUCUGUCUAUGUUUUGUUUCGGGCAAGGUUUUGCGAGUGUGCAUUUCUUUCAUCCACCAGUUUUGAACAUAGGAGAGGGGUCCAUUGAUGUCGAAGCAAAUUCCACACUAAAACUCAGUUGCAGUGGAAAACACCCGCUCCGGUGGAAAAUUCAAUCACCAAAGGGUAUACUGCUGAACGACACCCGCAUCUUUAUGUCUUCAUAUGUAGAUAUGUACCAAACUGUAAAUAAGUACAAAUCCACCAUCUCAUUAUCAAACUUAGAUUAUAAGGAUACUGGUUUUUACAUGUGCCAUUACAUCAACACCACCGAUUUCGAUUUUGCCGAAAAUGUCACUGCUGUGUAUGUCUUUGUCAACGAUCCAGAUCACAUUUUUGUCCAGAACUCUGCCAUCAUGUCCGUCCAUUUGAUAUUGUCUCUCCAGCAGAACAAGAAAGGAAUCAUCCCUUGCCUUCCUACCAGUUCAAAAGCCAAUGUUACGCUCUGGAAGAAAGAAAGCGAAGACGAUUUCGGGGAAAUGGUGACGACGGGAACGGAUGUCACUUUCGAUCCUAGAUAUGGUUUUGGUAUACACUACCCCACAUUCUAUUUCAGUGGAUUUUUUCAGUGCAGAGCUAGUUCAAAUAAUUCUGCUGAGGAAAUCAACAUCACGAUUCUGUUUUUUCCUGACACAUAUCACGAGCCUCAACCUUACAUUGAUUUGUCUGAAGCUCUACAUCCAGUCGUGAAUGGUACUUUUGUUCUGAAAUGCACAGUCAAGGUGGAUUUGGGAACUCGAUUAUUUAUGGAUUGGAGUUACCCAAACAAAAACAACAAAGAAAACCGCAUAAACGAAACGAAAGCUCAUUCGGAGUGGAAGAAAAUACGAAAUUUUGAGCACCAGGAAGUGUCUUCGCAGCUGAUAGUAAAAGACGCACGGAUUUCAGACAGUGGGACUUAUAUCUGUUCCGUAACUGAUCACUCACAGAAAACUGGGAGAGCUGAAGUCAAUAUAAUUGUCUAUGCACAGCAGCAGCCCGUCCACGUCAACUUCACCACAGACAUCGACGUAUCGCAGCCCGUCGUUACCAAGGCUGGUCAGGACGUGAAAUUCGUCGUCACCUUCAGUGCUUUCCCCAGCAUAUCUGAAGUCGAGCUGUACUGGGAGAAAAACGGGGAAAGCCUUGAACCCGACAACCACUACCACAUGAAAACGCUGGAGUCAACCACCGUUCUGGAAAUUAAACAGCUCAUGCGUGCUGAUGCAGCAAGGUACACAUUGUGUGGGAAGACAAAAGAUACUUUCAACAAUAUUUCAAUUCUCUUAGAAGUUAAAGAUAAACCUAUAGUGUCAUUAAAGAAUGCGGAACUAGUGUACUUGGUUGAUCAAGAAUAUACUUUGGAAUGCCACGUCGAUAGCUAUCCCAAUCCAAUGGUGUGGUGGCGGUGGAAGCCUUGCAGACAGAACCAUCAGUGCGACACUGGUGGUCCAUACGGCUGGACGGAUGUAGAUCCUAGUGGAGCUGUGCCAAAUAAGGACAAUGUGACACUGACGGUUUCUGACGCAAAAAACAUGAAAAUUAUUUCAUCCCUCCACGUCACGGCCACUCAGUUAGGACACUACAAGUGCGUUGCAAGCAAUGAAAUAGGAAAAGACGAUGUACUUGUUCCGUUCAUAGUAACAGACGCAAAAGAGGGCUUCGAAGUCAGUGUAUCAAAGAAGAGGCCUGUGGAUCGAGAUUUUGUUGAACUGAUGUGUAAAGUGAACACUUUCAAUUUUACUCAAGUACAGUGGAUAUGGCGGCCCAUGAGCUCUGAAGUGGGAAUACUCUCUUUAGAAAACAUGACAGGUGUGACAAUUUUGGAUAACAGCUCGGUGUAUUCGCAUUCAUCUAGCAUCAUUUUCGAGCCAAUUAGUUUAAACAUGAGUGGAGAAUUUGAGUGCAUUGGAUCAAGUAAUGUGACUAAUACAACGCAAUCAAAGCAGAUCACCAUUGAUGUCCGAGAAAUUCGAAGCCCGACUUUAAAUAAGACUAACAUGUUGGGAACCCAAAUCCAAACUUCUUCAGGAGCUUUGCAAGAAUUUUACUGUUACGUCAACGGGGUUCCCUUCCCAGAGGUGGUUUGGAAAAAAGACGGAAAGUAUUUGGACGUCAACAACAUGUCCGGAGUCGAACUAAUAGAACAGGACCAAAAACUCAGGAUUCGAAGGACUUUAGAUAGAGAUGCUGGAGUUUACGAAUGUUCUGUUUCAAACAGAGGAGGACAUAUCAAAGCAAACGCUACCCUGCUCAUAAUAGAUAAAAAGCUUGGAACAAACAGCCUAACCGGUGGAGAAAUUGUGAUAGUGAUUGUUUUUGGCAUUGUAGGAGUUAUUCUUAUCGUAGUCGUUUCGUGCCUGAUUCAAAGAAUUUUGAAAGAAAAGAAACAGAAGAAAGAACUGGAUUUUAUCACUCAUAAUGUAUUUGAACGGGGAUAUAUUGACAUCUUCAAUCCAAGUUUACCACUAGAAGAUCAAAUUGAUCUACUUCCUUACAAGCAUCAUUGGGAAUUUCCAAGAGAAAGACUGAAAUUAGGCAAAACUCUUGGGCAAGGAGCUUUUGGUCGGGUUGUUAAAGCUGAAGCCAUUGGUUUGAUGGAAGGAGAAGCCUCAACAACAGUUGCAGUUAAGAUGCUCAAAGAGGGUGCCGGUAGUGAACAGCGGAAAGCUCUCGCGGCUGAGCUAAAGAUAUUGAUUCACAUUGGUCGACACUUGAAUAUUGUGAACUUGUUAGGAGCAGUGACAAAGAAUAUAGCCAAAGGUGAAUUAUUUGUGAUAGUUGAAUACUGCUGCUUUGGAAACCUAAGGCAUUAUUUGUUGAAGCAUAAAAGAUCGUUCAUCAAUCAAGUAGAUUGUAAAUCUGGACAGCUUGAUCCUCAAAUUUCAACACUUCCUGGCUCUCCCUUUGCGAAUAUUAAGGACAAUAUGAUCAUCUACUCCAAUAUCUUAGGUUUAGGGCUGGAUAAUCCAAAUUAUAGGGAGCAAUCACUCCACUACGCUGAUAUUGCUCAUCCACAAAUGACGAACGAUUCGGGCACAGGGAUAUCGGUUUUCAACAGCCCGUCCGGUAGCGGCAUCAGUGAAAGGUCUUCUAGAAACUCGUCUGUCAUGCCCAUAGGUUGUGGGAGCGAAUGUUGCAACGAAGAGUCAGCGAAAAACCAUUUCAUAACGACGUGCGAUCUUCUCUGCUUUGCUUUCCAAAGUGCUAGAGGCAUGGAAUACUUGGCAUCCAGAAAACUAAUUCAUAGAGACCUUGCAGCAAGGAAUGUUCUGCUAGCAAAAGACAAUGUGGUAAAGAUUUGUGACUUUGGAUUGGCAAAGGAUUGCUAUAAAUACUCUAACUAUGUUAAGAAAACGAGUGGCCUAUUACCAGUAAAAUGGAUGGCGAUCGAAUCAAUCCAGGACAGAGUUUUUACCACCAAAAGCGAUGUGUGGUCAUUUGGAAUAUUACUUUGGGAACUAUUUACAUUGGGGAGUAAUCCAUAUCCAGGAAUGGAAGUUAAUGAAGAUUUUUUCAAAAAAUUAAAGAAUGGGUAUAGGAUGGAAAAACCAGAUCUGGCUCCAGAUAAAAUAUAUAAUUUAAUGAAGAAUUGUUGGGUGGAUGAUCCAAAUCUGCGACCAGAUUUUAGUUAUCUAGCUGAAAACAUAGGAAGCUUAUUAGAAACAGGUGUAAAGAAGUAUUAUGUGGAGCUGAAUGAUCCCUAUCAAGCUUUGAAUGACGAACUGAAGAACAACAAUGAUUAUCUUCAAAUGACAGGAUCAAUAACUGAAGACUACACCCACAUGGACAACACAGACCACUUAGAGCUCAGAGAAAACGAGAAAUCAGCUAUCACUUAUAGCAAUAUACCAACUCUUGGAUCCGAAAUAAAUGGAUCCGUUUUGAAAGAAACGGGAGACGCAGUUCCGAUGAUUCAACUUAAACUGUUAGAAAAAUUGGAAGCAUCGAACACAAGGGAAGGGAAACAAAGGGAAUCAUCGGACAUUAAUGAUGACACUUUAAACAAACUAACGGAGACGACGUAUUUGAAUGUGGCAAGCUCUUUAGAAAGAGUUGACUUUGACGAGUAUGAUUCGGUUUUCUUGGAAAAGGACAUCUCGAAGCACAAUCCUCUUUCCAAUGGAUUCAUAAGGAGUACAGACAACAGAGAAAUAUGUACCAGGUGUUAAAGAGAUAUUCAUGGAAUCUGUGUAAAUAAUGUAAAAAAAAAAAAAAAGGCUGUUACUCUUGAAAUGGUGAAUUUUAAUUUAAAACUGUAAUAGCAAAUGAUUCAAGUUAAAGCAAAAGAUCAUUAGUUUCUGAUCACAGCUGAAAGGUGAAAUCAAGUACAAAAAGUAUGAAUAAACAAUCAGACUUGAAUGGGGUAAGAAGAAAAAGGACACCUGUCCUUUAAGUGACCAAAGAUAACCUGAAGUUGUGUUUUGAGGAUUUAUAUUUCGAAAAAUUCACCCUAAGCCUCCUAUUUGUGCCCAAAAAGGACACUUAUGACCCGUUCCAAAACCAGAAGCUGGAAAAACCUUCCUUAAAAGUAUACUGAUGUGCAGUACAUACUGUCUGACCAUCGAUUAGAUGGAAAGGCUAAUUUCCAGUUUAUAGGUGGAAAUAGACAUAUCUACUAGUUUAUAGGGGUGUUGGAUUGUUACAGCUGUGCAUUUUGUCUCUGUUAUUUAGCCCCAGUUUUCUAAAAAUGCAAAUUCGCUCAUGGCAAUAUUAUUUUAAUCUAAAAUCUAUUCGAUCUAUAUUCUCACUACAAAAAUUGAUGUAUCUAUUCACAACAUUCUUCUGAGCUUACCAUUUUGCUUUUACAUUCCUGAACGAAAUGAAACAUUUUCUUUUCGUUGUUUCCAUAGUAACUAUUUUUGUUCCCCCUCAUUUUAAUUUAGAAAAUGCAAUAAAUGAAUAAGGCUCUAGUGACCUUAUAAAACACGUGUGUCAAUAUCCCAUCGCUAUUUUCCCCUCUCCCCUGUCAGAUUCAUUCAGAUGGAAUCAUCUUUACUUGGCCGAUUGCCAAAUUACAUACAAUCUAUGGUCAAACAGUACGGGUCAAAAACUUUCAAUUUUACAACAAUAACCUAUUAGUUUAGCUUAAUAAUAAAUUACAUAAAAAAUAUAUUUACACUUUGACAAUUCUAGUCAACGUUUCAAAAUUGUUUCACUGAAUAAGUGCCUUAAAAUAUGUAUUGAAAAGCAUUAUAAAUAUCAUUAUCAUUAACUGUAUAUUUCAUUGCUUGUAAUUAUUAUUCAUGUUUUAAAAAAAGCAAUGUGCAUUGUAUAUGUUUUUAACUGCCAAUUAUGUUUUUGUAUUAUGCGUUUUAGAGCUAAAGGGAGUUCAAAAAUUACAUGAAAGACAUUAUGGAUUAGCUACUACUUUUUAAAAAAUACCACCAGAAUAGAGAUAUUUAUUAGAGCUUUCUUAGAUGCUACCAUUACUAAACAUUGAAAUGAAAUACUGCAAAACUGCACACUGGCAUUUUCAAAAGACCUUUUGGGAAUGCAAAAUCGUAGGCAGAAACAAUCGAUUGAAACAGAAGUUUUCGUUUUAUGCCUAUUCUGUUAUGUUUUCAUUGAUGCCAACAUUGGUGGGACAGCCAUUAUUGAUUGAUAGUCAUACUCAAAUUUAUUGAUCAAAUCCACAAGUGCUAUGAGAAGAUGCAUUGCAGUGACCAAAAACUAUGAAGUAUCUGCAAGCAGUUUCUGUAAAAUUUGCAUAUUGUUUGAAGGGAACUCCUUACUUUAUCUUCAAAGCUUAAUGAUGGUAGCAAUAAAAAC